UGUGUGUGUGUGUGUGCAGGUGCCGUGGAGGCUGAGCCUGAAGAAGAUGAUUUGAUUCAGUGGAAGAGACACAUAGAGCAGGUGAAGGCGGAGCUUCUGGAGCAGAUGCAGGCGUCAGUCAGCGACCUCCUGGACAAGGCCAUCUCCGAGUCCCUGCAGUCACACCCCCGCCAUGGCCGCCUCGUCGCCGGGGGCGACAGCCUGGCCAAGGGAAAGUCCAGGAGAACUGACAAAAUGGAAGACAGAAAGGUGUUUAUGAACAGAAGAUCAAUACUGGACGAGCUGUUUGAGAUCAACCACAUCCGGACCAUCUACCACAUGUUCAUCGCUGCUCUGUUCCUCUUCAUCUUCAGCACCUUGGCGGUGGACUACAUCGAUCAGGGCAGGCUUGUGCUGGAGUUCGACCUCCUGUCCUACGCGUUUGGGAAGCUCUCCACUGUGCUGUGGGCCUGGCUGCUCAUGUUCAGCUACACGCUGGCCGGACCGUACCAUGUCCUGGGCACCUGGGGGGGACUCUACCACUCCAGCCGCUUCAAAGGGGUGCUUACGGCGGGGGCCGGGCUAGUGCUGGCGGCCAUGCAGACGUGCAUUCUGGGUGUUUUCCCCAUUUACACGGUCAUUCACCACCAGCUGCCCCCCGCCUCACGAUUCAUCAUCAUUCUGGAGCAGAUCCGCUUCCUGAUGAAAAGCUAUUCAUUUAUCCGGGAGAAUGUUCCAGAAGUCAUACACAAGACAAAACAGGGUAAUACAGGGACAUCUCCCAGAUUGCCCACAUUCUCCAGCUAUUUGUACUUUCUCUUCUGCCCGACGCUGAUCUACAGGGAGUCCUACCCCAGGAACCCCUACAUAAGGUGGAACUAUGUUGGAGUGACCUUUGCUCAGAUCCUGGGCUGUCUGUUCUAUGCAUACUUCAUCCUGGUGAGGCUUUGCAUUCCUGUCUUCAUGAACGAGAACAGCCAGCCCUUCAGCACUCGAACCCUGGUCCUCGCGCUGUUCCACUCCACCCUCCCAGGAAUGCUGAUCCUGCUGCUCGCCUUCUUCGCCUUCCUGCACUGCUGGCUCAACGCCUUCGCUGAGAUGCUGCGCUUCGCCGACAGGAUGUUCUACAAGGAUUGGUGGAACUCCACUUCCUUCGCUAAUUACUACAGGACCUGGAAUGUGGUGGUCCAUGACUGGCUGUACUCCUACGCGUAUCAAGACUUCCUCUGGCUGUCCAGGCGCAAGUCUCGAACGGCAGCCAUGUUGUCCGUGUUCGUCGUGUCCGCGGUGGUGCACGAGUACGUCUUCACCGUCUGCUUCGGGUUCUUCUACCCGGUGAUGUUCUGCCUCUUCGCCGUCAUUGGGGUGGUGUUCAACUUCACCCUGAACGACAAGCGCAAAAGUCCCGUCUGGAACAUCAUCAUGUGGAUCUGCCUGUUCAUUGGCCAGGGCAUCCAGGUGUGUCUCUACUGCCAGGAGUGGUACGCCCAGAAACACUGCCCCCCCACUGGGAAAAGUGUUUGGGAGCUGGUGAUUCCCCGUUCCUGGUCCUGCAGCUACCAGCGGUGAUCUCCUUCUCACCAUGGCCACCAGGGGGAGCCGCUCAGCCGAUCAGCCGA
Molecule: messenger RNA, 1598 nt
Organism: Anguilla anguilla (European eel)
Lineage: Eukaryota; Metazoa; Chordata; Actinopteri; Anguilliformes; Anguillidae
Gene: soat2
Product: sterol O-acyltransferase 2
Exons: 14
Coding region: 106-1548 (480 amino acids)
Biological process (GO): cholesterol efflux; cholesterol metabolic process
Cellular component (GO): endoplasmic reticulum membrane
Molecular function (GO): cholesterol O-acyltransferase activity; fatty-acyl-CoA binding; cholesterol binding
Source: RefSeq, a predicted model, not a curated record